AUCGGCCUGCCCACCGACCGGAGCCCGACGGGUGUAUCCGAACAGCUUGUUUUCUCUGCUCCUGCAGGGCUCCCAGCGCCGUCUGCGUCUCUGUCUGCUCUGUCCGCUCUCUCUGCUCUGCUGCCGCCAUGAACAUCUCCAACUUUGCCCGCCCCAGAACGCCCAAGCCUGCCUCGCCCAUGUCCACCCUUCGGAUUCAGAUCAUCUCGGGCAGGAAUCUCAUGGCCAAGGACCGCGGCGGCACCUCUGACCCGUAUGCGAUUCUGAAGCUCGGGGACCAGAGCCACAAGACCCAAGUCAUUAACAAGACCGUCCAGCCCACUUGGAAUGCCUCAUUUGAUUUAAUCGUCACCUCGGUCCUCCACUUCAGCACUAUCCAGAUCACAGUCUGGGACAAGGACUUUAUCGGCCGAGAUUUUUUGGGUCAGAUCACGAUACCCAUCGUCGAUUUCCAGUCCUACUUUCCUGUCUUGCCCUUUGACGAUCCCAAGAAUAUCCCGGUCUGGCAUCCGCUGUUGCCUAGGGAUCCCAAGGAAGAGAUCACGGGCGACAUCCAGCUCAAGGUCGGGUUCGUUGGACCAAUCCAGGAAGACCUCAAGAAGCUGCUCUCUGCCAAGCCUGGCGGCGGUGUGACAAGAGCCCAGCUCAUCUCCACGGACGAUCCGAUCGACGACUUUUACUUCAACUUUACGCUUUCGUCGAACAGCAUCGAUGCCCUCGGCGACAAUAUCAAGCCCAGUGACAGUACCGACUCGCUUGACAAGCUGGGAACACCAACAAAGUCAUCGCUCGACCAUACCUCUCUGCUCGGCUUGCUGACGAUUGAAAUUGACAGUGCCAGCAACCUCCCUGCUACUCCAAGCCGCACCCGAGGCUUCGACUGUGAUCCGUUUGUGACAGUUAGCUACAACAAGAAAACUUUCAGAACUCGGGUUGUCCGACACAACCGCGAUCCUACCUGGGGCGAAAAGGUCUAUCUGCACAUCAAGCACGUUGACCUCAACAACAACUACUCGGUUGCCUUUGGUAUCUACGACUACGACACAUACUCGGGCAACGACCAUCUGGGGUCGUGCGAGCUAUUUCUGUCUGACCUCAUCAAGACCUGCGGCAACCAUCCCACUCCCGUGCCCAACAUCCCUACGGUGUUCCGUGUCGUCGAUCUCAAGCCCAAGAUCAUCAUAAAUCCGGAUUUGGAUGCCACCCAAGACGCCACCCUCCGACUUCGUGUGAGCUUUAUUCCAUACGAGUCGAUCCGACGCAACUUUUGGCUCACUUACAUCAACACAUUCGAUAGUGACGGCAAUAAGAGCAUCAACUACGUCGAGUUGCAGACUCUACUUGACAACCUGGGAUCGACCUUCUCGGACGAUACGAUCAACAUGAUGUUCUUGGAAAACAACAAGACCCAGGACGAGGAUCUCUCUUUCGAGGACGUCUUCAAGGCACUCGAGGCCCGCGUCAAGCCUAGCUUUGGGGACUCCAAGAAGAAGCGAAUGCUCCACGACGACGAGCAUCUCAUCCAGAUGAAGGAGUGUCCGGUCUGCCAUAACAAGAACAUUCGCAAUCGCUCCGACUUUGACGUCAUCUCCCAUGUGGCACUCUGUGCCCAUCAGGACAUGUCCAAAGUCGAAACCUUCCUCAUGAGUGGCUUCUUGACUGAGGCAUAUGCGUCCCGGAAGUGGUUCACCAAGAUCUUUUCCUAUGUUACUUUCGGCGGCUACGCCGUUGGCAAGAAUAAUGCCAAUAUCCUGGUGCAAGACCGCACGUCUGGCCAGCUGAUCGAAGAGAAAAUGCCCACCUAUAUCCGUCUUGGCAUUCGCUUGUUGUAUCAGGCCUCGGCAUCCAGGGGAGCCAUCGAAGCCAGAUCGAUCAAGAGCUUGCUUAAGAGCCUGAGUGUCAAGCAGGGCAAGGAGUUUGAUGAUCCGAACUCUGUCAAGGAGAUUAGUCGCUUCAUCUCCUUCCACAACCUCUCUCUCGAAGAAGUCGAGCUUCCCCUGUCUGAGUUCAAGAACUUCAACGAGUUCUUUUACCGUACCCUGAAGCCCGGAAGCCGCACUCUGGCCUCGCCAGACUCGAAUGUUGCUGUUUGCGCGGCCGAUGCUCGUACCAUGGUGUUCCCAACCAUCGAUGACGCCACACGACUUUGGAUUAAAGGCUCGAGCUUCACUCUGUCGAACCUCCUAGGUGACGCUCGGCUCGGGGAGCACUUUGCUGAUGGCUCUGCGGCCGUAUUCAGGCUGGCUCCUCAAGAUUACCAUCGAUUCCACAGCCCCAUCGAUGGCCUCCAGGGCCCAACGAAAAAAAUUGAAGGAACCUACUUUACCGUCAACCCGAUGGCUGUCCGCACAAGCGUCGAUGUCUUUACCGAGAAUGUGCGAACGGUGACAGUCUUUGACUCGCCCCAGUUCGGUAAGGUGGCCUUUGUGGCUGUCGGAGCCAUGCUUGUGGGCUCGAUCAUUCAUACCACCAAGGAAGGACAAGAGGUCUCGAGGUUGGACGAGUUAGGCUACUUUGCCUUUGGCGGAUCAACCGUGAUCAUCGUGUUCGAGAAGGGCGCCAUCCAGUUUGACUCGGACCUUGUCAGCAACAGCGAGCAGAAGCUGGAGACCCUAGUGCGUGUGGGCACCUCGCUUGGCGUCUGUACCGCUGCAUCGGACUAGCCCAAAGCCCCGAUGGUGUGGAGGGGGACAAGAUCGGGAGCAGGAAUCAGGGGCAGGAAUCAGAGGCCGAAAGUGAGCCCUCUACCGCCGCUCCGGACGAGAGAGAAGUGACGUAUGAAGAGAAACGGCGACUGUAUGAUCUGGCUCUGUGCAAAGUUGAUGAAGAUCCCACAGUGACUGCUCGCCGGGUGCCUAGUCGCCAUCACCAACACAUUCGAGCAGGCAAACGAAUAGACGCCGUUGAUUCACAGCCAU
Polychytrium aggregatum is the source of this 2918-nucleotide messenger RNA. Its product is annotated as phosphatidylserine decarboxylase-domain-containing protein. Gene Ontology annotation, molecular function: calcium ion binding; phosphatidylserine decarboxylase activity. Gene Ontology annotation, biological process: phospholipid biosynthetic process. NCBI's taxonomy places the organism in Eukaryota, Fungi, Chytridiomycota, Chytridiomycetes, Polychytriales. The record is from RefSeq and is a predicted model, not a curated record. Bases 129 to 2663 code for a protein of 844 amino acids. The transcript is spliced from 22 exons.